GCCGGGGCCUGCUUCGCCGGGACGGCGGGGCGGGGGUCAGGUUCCUCUACUCUGAAAUUCACUCUUAGCGUUCGAUGAUGGGUGACGUUCUAGCUUAUGAAGCAGAGCUACUUGGAAUGGUGAAGGAGUAUCUGGAGUUUGCGGAAUUUGAGGAUACCGUGAAGUCAUUUACAAAGGAAUGCAAAAUAAAAGGGAAGCCGUUACCGAAAACAGGAGGUGGGUCUGUGAAAGACUCUAAGGCUGUUACCAUCCAGGAUAUGCUAGCAUCCUUUACCGAUGGUGACCAGGAUGUCUUCUUUGAACUCUGGGAAGAGCACGUUCCUCCUUCAGUCCGGGACAACGAGGCCAUCGCUCAGAAGCUGGAGUUCUACCUUCACAUCCAUUUUGCCAUCAUCCUCUUAAAACGUAGCGUGGGGGAGUCUCCUGGCUCAUCUCCUUGUUACAACAAAGCAGCGUCGGACGACUGUCCAUCUCGGAGACCUUUGUG
Molecule: messenger RNA, 487 nt
Organism: Gekko japonicus
Lineage: Eukaryota; Metazoa; Chordata; Lepidosauria; Squamata; Gekkonidae
Product: lisH domain-containing protein ARMC9-like
Exons: 5
Biological process (GO): cilium assembly
Cellular component (GO): ciliary basal body; centriole; ciliary tip
Molecular function (GO): protein binding
Source: RefSeq, a predicted model, not a curated record